AGGCGGUGAAUUUAAAAAGGAGCCGGUGGCGUCACAACAUUUUCAGACCAUAACAACUUUCUUGUCUGAGAGGAGAGCAGCCAACAGCGUUAGCACACCUGAUCGAGAUACAAUGGCUGACAUAAUCUUUGCAGAGCGGGAAAAUGCAUGUCUUUAUCCACCUACUCUGAAGAUGCGACAGCGGCUUCAGUCGGCUCCAGAGAAACUUGUAUCUCCUAUGACUGCCAAUACCUUACACACUCCUCUGCCAUCUGGUCGUAAGGUUUUUGGUGCUGUCAACAAAAAAAUCCUAACCCCUGCCGUCAACACACAAGAGAAGAAACUCUUAAAGCCACAGGAAACUAAAGUCAAACAGGCUUCAGGCCAAAACUCCAAAGUGGAAGAAUAUCCAGAAAUUGAAAAGUUCAUCCCUUAUGACCCACUAGAGUUUGAGAAGUACAGCAUACCUGAGGAUUUGAUUCCUCUCAGUAGCUAUGCUCUGCCUGGACUGGCCUGUUUCCCACAAGCUCCACAUCUGUGUGAAGAGGACCUGGAAAUGAUUGUUCCACUCCCAAACCUGUCGCCUGUAAAGAUGCCAACACGUUCAGGUCAUUGCUCAGAGCUGGAUGCCUUUCUUCAAACACUCGAUGAGCUGACUGUUGAACUUCCUCCAGAAUCUUUUAUGGACUGAAUGUUGAUGCAUGUUUUUGUUAGUUUUUACCGAAAUAAAGGUUUUUGUUUUUAUCUGUC
Molecule: messenger RNA, 729 nt
Organism: Perca flavescens (yellow perch)
Lineage: Eukaryota; Metazoa; Chordata; Actinopteri; Perciformes; Percidae
Gene: pttg1
Product: PTTG1 regulator of sister chromatid separation, securin
Exons: 6
Coding region: 113-670 (185 amino acids)
Biological process (GO): homologous chromosome segregation; chromosome organization
Cellular component (GO): nucleus; cytoplasm
Source: RefSeq, a predicted model, not a curated record